Maudiozyma saulgeensis is the source of this 1779-nucleotide messenger RNA. NCBI's taxonomy places the organism in Eukaryota, Fungi, Ascomycota, Saccharomycetes, Saccharomycetales, Saccharomycetaceae. The record is from the annotation of a GenBank genome assembly.
AUGAAGUUUUCAAAAUUAUGUAUUGCUUCAUCAUUAGCAACUAGUACAGUAUAUGCAUCAGAAAAUAUAAAGAAAGAAGAUAAAUUUGUGAAAUUAAAAUUCAAUAAAAGUUUUGGUGAUUCAUAUAAUACAUCAUCUCAAUCAAAUAGACCAUUAUUUAAAAGAUCCUCGAAUUAUGAAGAAAUCGAAUUAAAAAAUCAACAAAGUUUUUAUUCUGUUGAGUUAGAUAUUGGGGUACCAGUACAACAAAUUACAGUAUUAGUAGACACUGGGUCCUCAGAUCUAUGGGUUACAGGUUCAGAUAAUCCCUUCUGUUCGUCAAAUAGUGCAUACGCAAAGAGAGAUCAAGUUAAAUCGUCGGAUAACAAUGAUGAUGAUGAGGAAGAGAAUUCAUCAUCACUUCAGGAGAAGAAUGGGGUGAUUUUUGCUACAGAGAUUACUAUUGGAGGUGGGAUAGAUCCUUUAAGUUUCCUAACGGGGUCUGAUUUCACUUUCAACACUGGUGAAUUUCAAACUGCUACCGCAACUAGAACAUCUAAUGCGGCAGCUGAGGCCACUAUAGAUUGUUCCAGUUAUGGGACGUUUAAUGUCAAUAGUUCUUCUACAUUUAAAUCGAAUGAAACCUCUUUUGAAAUAUCCUAUGGUGAUGGUUCAUAUGCAUCAGGGACCUGGGGUCAAGACGUUCUUGCGAUGAAUGACGUCAAUAUUACAGGUGUCUCCUUUGGUGUAGCAAAUUAUACAAACUCCACCGUGGGUGUUCUUGGUAUAGGUUUACCAGGUUUAGAAUCAACAUAUUCUGGUACUGGUUCCACAAGUUCGGCUCAUCGUUAUCAGUACGCUAAUUUACCAAUGAUUUUACGUCAAACUGGUGCUAUUGAACAUACUGCAUACUCUCUAUAUCUAGAUAGUUCCGAUGCUAAAUAUGGUUCUGUCUUGUUUGGUGCAGUGGAUCAUAACAAAUACAGUGGAGAUCUAUAUACUAUCCCAAUGAUUAAUAUUUAUGAAAACCAAGGGUUUUCAAAUCCAAUCGAAUUCGAUGUCACUUUACAAGGUAUUGGUGUGUCUACUAGUGAUGAGCAAGUCACUGUCUCACAAACAAAGCUUCCAGCAUUAUUAGAUUCAGGUACUACUAUUAGUUAUAUGCCUGCUGAUCUUGUUUCUCUAUUAGCCGAAGAAAUUGGUGCCACAUAUUCGUCGACCUCAGGGUUCUAUGAAAUGCGUUGUUUAUCAAGUAGUGACGAUACUGAACUUGUAUUUGAUUUCGGUGGAUUCCAUAUAACGGCUCCAUUAUCAGAUUUCUUAAUCUCUACCACUUUGAGUAACAAACAAUGUAUAUUUGCAGUGGUACCAGAAGUAACCAAUUCUGUUAUUUUAGGUGAUGUCUUCUUAACUCAUGCAUACGUUGUCUACGAUUUAGAAAAAUAUGAAAUCUCAAUGGCUCAAGCCAGUUAUGAUGAUGACACUGAAGAUAUUGAAGUCAUUGACUCCAGCGUUCCAAGUGCUGUUACAGCCGCAUCCUAUUCAAAUACAUGGUCUACUAGUCAAGAUAUUACAUCUGGUGGUAACAUUUUUACAUUAGAUGGUAAUACUACAGUAACUUCUGGUGGAUCAACUAUUGUUACUGCCACCGGUAGUACUCGUAGUGCAUCCCACUCACAAUCAACUACACGUAGAGGUAGUUCUACUUCUCGUGUUGAAAGGACUAAUGGUCAAGACAUUUUGUCUAUCCCUACCUUACUCCUAGCGUCUGCAUCCUUUGUUUUGUCAUUCUUCCUUUAG